This is a messenger RNA of Caenorhabditis bovis, 1611 nucleotides long. The record is from the annotation of a GenBank genome assembly. Lineage: Eukaryota; Metazoa; Nematoda; Chromadorea; Rhabditida; Rhabditidae.
AUGAUUGAUCGAAACCGACUGGAAUCGAAUGGGUUCCGUCGAGAGUUCAAUACGACGAUGUUGAUUCCGAUUGUGUUGGCGCUUCUUCAGCUCGCCGACUCGUUCAGAAUUCUCGUCUACUCGCCGGCGUUCGCCGGAAGCCACACCAAUUUUUUGGCGCGUCUCGCCGAUGUUCUCACCGACGCCGGACACAAUGUGACAUUCGUCGCGCCGAUUUUUGACGAGUCUCGACGAGAUCAGUUGGCGGUUCGACGCGCGAAUGACGUGAUUCGCGUCGAUGCCGAUGACGAGAUGACUACGAAGAAGGCUCGCAUGAGCGCGUCGCUGUUGCCAUUCUGGACGAGAACCAUCGACGCCGAUGAUGUUGCCGACACGUUCCACCAUUUCUCCGAGCUUUUGACGUUGGGAUGCGAGAAUCUCGUGAGACAUUCGAACGUCAUCGACGAGCUUCGACGUCGACAAUUCGACGUGGCGAUCGCCGAGCCGAUUUCGGUGUGCGGAUUGGCUCUAAUGCAUCACAUCGGAAUUUCGAAAACGAUUCUGGCCUCAUCGGUGGUAUUCUUCGAUCCGAUCGUCGCCUACAGCGGCGAACCGUUCGAUCCGAUUCUGUUUCCGGCGUCGCUCGCCGCCAACUCGGACGAUUUGGACUUUUCGUCGAGAUACAGCAAUUACAAAUUCAUGGAGAACACAAAAUACGCGUUUGAGCAGCUUUUCGACGGCGAGCAAGACGCCUACCGGAAAUUGAGUGCUGAUAUUCCGGAUUGGAAGGAGCUCAUCCCAUCAGCAUCGAUAAUGUUCACCAAUUCGAAUCCGCUCAUUGAUUUUCCGAGACCCAUUCUUCAGAAAACGGUGCCGAUUGGCGGAAUUUCCGUACAAAUCGGCAGCCCACUUUCAUCGGAAUGGAUUGAGAUGCUUGAGAAGCGCCCGAAAUCAAUGCUCAUCUCGUUCGGCACAAUGGCGUUCUCGUCGAAAAUGCCUAUCGAAUGGAGACAAAAUCUAUUGAAUGUGUUCGCGUCGUUCGCAAAAGUGACGUUCAUUUGGAAAUAUGAGACCGAUGAUUUGGAAUGGGCCAACGGGGUCGAUAAUAUUCAUUUCUCGAAAUGGGUCCCGCAGCCGGCUCUUCUAGCCGAUCAUCGAUUGUCCGCAUUUUUGACGCAUGGCGGUCUUGGGAGCACCAACGAGCUGGCUCACUUCGGCAAGCCGGCGAUCACGGUGCCCCUAUUUGGCGAUCAAGUCAGAAAUGCUCAAAUGCUCAGCCGGCACAAUGGAUCAAUAUUGCUCGACAAAUUCGACCUAGGAAAUGAGGAGAUUCUGAGGGACGCGAUUCGAACGAUCCUCUAUGAUGAAUCGUUUUUGAAGAAUGCUCAACAUCUCGCCGAGCAGCUUGACAAUCAGCCAUUCAAGCCCAAGGAGUUGCUUGUGAAGUACACGGAAUUCGUCGCCAAAUACGGACCAUUGACGAAAUUGGACCCAAAAUCGAGAAACGCCACCAGAAUUCAACGAAAUAUGAUUGACGUUUAUUUGGCAAUCGCCUUCCAAAAUUUUCUAAUGAUUUUCAUUGUUUUUCGCAUAAUUCGAUGCGUUUUUUCGGGUAAAGUCGAUUGUAGAUGA